AUGGAACUCCAGAGGUCCAGCCCAGAGAGGCUGCAGCGACGGCUCCCCGGCAGCAACAAGGUGCAGCGAGACAGCCGCAACGAGCAGCGCUACUUCAUGGAGCAAGAUGACGACACGCUCCACCUACUGGAAGAGAAAUCAGACAAAAUUAAAAAUCCAAAUAAUAUCCAGAGUGGGAAAUGGCAGCUGGGCUUCCAAGCGAUGUCCUUUGACCUCUACGCCAAAUAUGGGAACAACCGCACCCUGAGCCUCGUGAGUCCCAAGAAGCCAUACUACCAGUGGCGCCUCCGUGUGCCGUCGGGUCACGUGGUUCGACUGGUCGUCCUCACCCUUCACGGCGCCACACCGGGAAGCUGCACCGCCCACAAGCUCUCUGCCUAUGACUUCUUGCUUCCUCUGCAGAACAAGAUAAUUGCCAGGUGGUGUGGUCUGCCAUUGUCGGGCUCUUCUCCGGUCAUGAAGCUGACAUCCUCUGGCAAUGUGAUGUUGGUCACCUUCUCUUUCAGCAGACAGAGGGAUGGAGCAAUCUUCAAAGCUUACUUCCAGGCCAUCCCGAAAGCCGGUUGUGGAGGCUCAAUUUCCUCCUGGAACGGCUCUAUUUCCUCACCCUACUACCCCUCCUAUUAUCCUCCUAACAUAGACUGCACUUGGACCCUACGGGUGCCGUUGCCAGGAUACUUGAUCUCCAUGACGAUCGUGACGAUGGACAUUCAGGAUUCCCCGUCAUCAGACGGCUGUGAGAAAGACUGGCUGGACAUUGGAGGGGUGAAACUUUGUAAUCCGGUGUCAGACAGCAGCAAGAAGCGGGUCUACUCCUCUCCUCUGUCCCUCCACUUCCACUCUGAUGAAUCUCUCACUCACAAGGGCUUCUACUUGUUAUACCGAGCCUUCUCUCCAGAGGGCACUUGUCCUCGACAGUUUCGCUGUGGAGAUGGUCGCUGUAUCCCUCUGAGGAAGGUGUGUGAUGGAGUCAAGGACUGCUCAGACGGACGGGACGAGGCUAAAUGCUCAUCCUGCAGGCCGGGUGAAGUGCUGUGUGGGAAUGGUCAGUGCAAACCUCAGAGCAGCCAGUGUUUCAGUCAGAGCAUCUGUCCAGACAGCAGUGAGGAGGGCACCUGUGGAGGAAAAUGCUACCACGUUUGUCCUAACAAGGUGUGUUUGCCGAAGUCUUCAGUGUGUGAUGGGGUCAUUGACUGCAAAGACCGCAGUGACGAACUCAACUGCACCAGAGCAUAUCUGAAAGGCUGCUCCUCGUCCUCCUACAAAUGUGCCAAUGGAAAGUGUGUGGGUAAGGUGAACCCUGAGUGUGAUGGAGUGAAAGACUGCUAUGACGGCUCCGAUGAACUGCGCUGUGGCUGUGGCACCAGGCCCAGGAAGAGGACUAAGAUAGUGGGAGGGUCUGAUGCCGUGGCGGGGUCGUGGCCCUGGCAGGUCAGCCUCCAGAUGGAUCGCUACGGCCACGUCUGUGGAGCCACGCUGGUCUCUAACCGCUGGCUCAUCUCUGCAGCUCACUGUUUCCAGGACUCAGAUGCCAUCAAAUACUCAGAUGCUCGUGCAUGGCGAGCUUACAUGGGGAUGCGUGUGAUGACCACGGGGACCAGCGGAGCGGCCACCAGACUGAUCCGCCGGAUCCUCCUCCACCCGCAGUACGACCAGUUCACCUCCGACUACGACAUCGCCCUUCUCGAGAUGAGCGCGCCCGUUUUCUUCAAUGACCUGGUGCAGCCUGUGUGCGUCCCUGCAUCCUCGCACUCUUUCACCACAGGGACAAGCUGCUAUGUCACAGGCUGGGGGGUUCUGAUGGAGGAUGGUGAAUUGGCGUCUCGCUUGCAAGAGGCCUCAGUGAAGAUCAUCAACAGAAACACCUGUAACAAGCUCUAUGACGACGCCGUCACUCCCAGGAUGCUGUGUGCUGGGAACCUGCAGGGAGGUGUGGAUGCCUGCCAGGGUGACUCAGGAGGUCCGCUGGUGUGUCUGGAGCGCGGCCGGCGGUGGUUCCUGGCCGGGAUCGUGAGCUGGGGCGAAGGCUGCGCGAGGCAGAACCGCCCGGGCGUCUACACACAGGUGGUCAAGUUCACUGACUGGAUUCAUCAGCAGACCAAAGGACAGGUGUGACUGAACAUCACACUCACAUGAACAAAGUGACAGACUUAACACACAGGACGAAGCUUUGAGGUCUGACGUUCGUCUUCAGACUGUUGUCGUGACUUCUUGACAACGCAUUCGGUCAGUUUUUCAGGAGUGUGUACCAAGGCAACGGGCCAGCGGAAGCAACAUUGCAGCUCUGAACCACCGGGCUUCCUUAUAAUCUGCAAACAGCGGCUAUGUUGA
Molecule: messenger RNA, 2331 nt
Organism: Stegastes partitus (bicolor damselfish)
Lineage: Eukaryota; Metazoa; Chordata; Actinopteri; Pomacentridae
Product: suppressor of tumorigenicity 14 protein homolog
Exons: 15
Coding region: 1-2115 (704 amino acids)
Biological process (GO): complement activation; proteolysis
Cellular component (GO): extracellular region
Molecular function (GO): protein binding; serine-type endopeptidase activity
Source: RefSeq, a predicted model, not a curated record